AUGUGUCCAACAGAAGAGCAGCCUGCUACCACAGUACCCUCUACAUCAACAAGAAGUGAUGAACUCUCAAAACUCACAGAAUCGCUGAAAAGAUACAUGGAUGGUGGUUUGCCUAAUUCUCAAAACAGGCAACAAAUCAGCUUUUCUCUGGCAUCAACCUUUGAAGCUAGAAGGAGUUUCAUCAAUUCUGUGGGAACACCUCAUAGCUGUGCUGCCAUAGUACGCGAGUACAAGCAUCUGCAAAGUUACCGUGGAGAUAUGUUACUGGAGGAGUUUUCUCGGAUGGGGCCAUUGGAGAAGAACUUUGUCGCAAAGUUUGAGAAACUCUCCCCGCUCAUUGUGAAACAUGCUCAAGCAUUUAAACCAUCUUUUGUUAAUUCACUUCAAUCCCAAUUUGCCUAUUGUGAUGCAAGUCCAUAUGGUGUUGGUUCUGUUCUCUGCCACGCCAUUAAAAUCAACGGCAAACCAGUUGAUAGACCUGUUAUGAUGGUUUCAUGUACAUUGUACAUAGCACAGCAAAAUUAUGCUCAGAUCGACCGUGAGGGAUUAGCUUUAAUUCAUGCUGUUACCAAAUUUCAUAGAUUUAUUUAUGAUAGAGAAUUUAAGAUUGUAACUGACGAUGAUGCCAUUCAAAGAAUUUUUCAUCAAAGUCUUUACCUGAAGGCAGAGCAUCUGGCUGUGGCGGACGCGCUGUCCAGAUUGCCCUCCCCAACUGUUGUUCAAGUAUUUAAUGUCAAUGCAAUUGUGGUAAAAUCACUGUCUGCUUUUCCUACUACUGCAGAUAAAAUUGCCUUAGAAACAUCUAAUGAUUCUAUCCUUAAUCAGGUAUUUAGGUAUGUCCAUCUUGGCUGGCCACCAAAGGACGAACUUAGAGAUAAACCCAUGACAAAUGCUUAUUUUAAGUUACGUGACCAAAUUACCAUUGUGAACAAGUGUCUACUGUUCUCAGCCCGUGUCAUUAUCCCAUCUAGUCUUAGAGCUGAUGUUCUUAAAACAAUCCAUGAAGGUCAUCCAGGAAUUUUAAUUUCAAACCCAAUAAGGCCUAUGUUCCCUGGCCCCAAGCUCAGUUCCUCUUUGAACGGUAAAUGGUUGCAUAAUGCUCAUAUGCCACGUACUACAGCUUCUGAAGUAAUUGAAGUGCUCAUGUCUGUAAUUGCUAUAUAUGGUUUGCCCAAAAGUCUCAUGAGUGACAAUGGUCAACCCUUUGAUUCCGAUGAUUAUGCUGCCUUCUGUACAAAGUUUAACAUCCAAAUUCUUCACCCCCCUCCUUAUACCCCUGAAUCUAACGGCCAAGUUGUGUUCCCACAUCCACCGCCAUGGGCGCUCCUGUCGGCCAUGUUGGCCUCCCGCCAUUCUUCUGUGUCUAUUCCCCCAAAGAGCGUGCUUUAG
Messenger RNA from Frankliniella occidentalis (western flower thrips), 1389 nucleotides. RefSeq lists its product as uncharacterized. Gene Ontology annotation, biological process: DNA integration. NCBI's taxonomy places the organism in Eukaryota, Metazoa, Arthropoda, Insecta, Thysanoptera, Thripidae. Gene Ontology annotation, molecular function: nucleic acid binding. The record is from RefSeq and is a predicted model, not a curated record. The transcript has 7 exons. Bases 1 to 1389 code for a protein of 462 amino acids.